CUUAAAGCUUUGGAUCUACACCUAUUUCCGCUCGAGCCAGUCUGCGCCUGGGAUCUAAGCGCAACGGGAGGAUAAACUAAUUCUCUCCAUAGUUUGUUUGCGUAAAUACCAUCACUGCUCGCAGCUACCUACCAUUAUGAAUGUGGGUGUGGCACACAGUGAGGUGAACCCAAACACUCGGGUGAUGAACAGUCGAGGGAUCUGGCUGACCUAUGCACUCGGUGUUGGUAUACUUCACAUUGUACUCUUGAGCAUACCCUUCUUCAGCGUGCCUGUGGUGUGGACUCUAACAAACGUCAUACACAACUUUGGAAUGUAUGUCUUCAUGCAUGCCGUGAAGGGUACGCCGUUUGAGACGCCCGACCAGGGAAAAGCCAGGCUCCUGACUCACUGGGAGCAGCUUGAUUAUGGCGUACAGUUCACCUCAUCUAGAAAGUUCUUCACCAUUUCUCCAAUCAUCCUAUAUUUCCUUGCAAGUUUCUACACAAAAUACGACAUGACACACUUUAUAAUCAACACUGCCUCACUUUUGAGCGUCCUGAUCCCCAAACUGCCGCAGCUGCAUGGAGUGAGGAUUUUCGGCAUCAACAAGUAUUAAGUUAUUGCGAACGCUGUGCCUCUCAGCAGUAGAAGCUUAUUCCUGUGUCGUCUGUACCGCUGAUUUACAGUCUCUGUGUGAGGGCAACUCUGGUCUAGAUAUGUUGGUUUAAAAUAAGAAAAUAGAGGUUUGUAGAUGACGGGAUGCCAUAUGCAUUAACUAACUUAUGUGAAUAUUUAAUGAUGUAUUUUUGACCUGUGUAGACCUGGGCUGGCCCAGGCUUUGAUGAGGCUUUUGGUUGUUUGUUUGUUUUUUUUGUUUGUUUGUUUGUUUGUUUUCUUCCUUUUUUUGCCCUCUGUUCUCACAGCGACAAAGAUGUUUACUUUAUGAAGGGUAGGAGCCCGUGGCUCAUCGUUUAUUGGUACACUCUCAUUUUGAUAGGAGUGUCAGAUGUUCGGCUGGGUGGAGAACAGAAUCUUUAUUUGCAUGAUUUCCUUUAUGUGAAUUAUUCAUUUGUGACUCAAUCAGAGCGGAUCGGGCUUGUUUCUUUGUACAGUUUUUGUCUGUGUAGAAAUAGGAAAUUAUUGUGAGGUUAACCGUUUACUGAUGGAGGUCUACAGCAUCUGUGAUAAACUUUCAUUCACAUAGCUGCUCUCUUCAGAUUUGGACCUUUUUGCUAUAAUUAAAUCAGUUAGUCCUGCUUUGUUUGGCCACAGCUCAUUGUGAUAUCCUUUGUUCCUAAUCUUAUUAAAAUGUUUGUGCCCUC
Molecule: messenger RNA, 1304 nt
Organism: Melanotaenia boesemani (Boeseman's rainbowfish)
Lineage: Eukaryota; Metazoa; Chordata; Actinopteri; Atheriniformes; Melanotaeniidae
Gene: ormdl1
Product: ORMDL sphingolipid biosynthesis regulator 1
Exons: 4
Coding region: 137-598 (153 amino acids)
Biological process (GO): negative regulation of ceramide biosynthetic process; intracellular sphingolipid homeostasis; ceramide metabolic process
Cellular component (GO): endoplasmic reticulum membrane
Source: RefSeq, a predicted model, not a curated record